Penaeus chinensis is the source of this 696-nucleotide messenger RNA. RefSeq names its product calcitonin receptor-like. Bases 139 to 696 code for a protein of 185 amino acids. NCBI's taxonomy places the organism in Eukaryota, Metazoa, Arthropoda, Malacostraca, Decapoda, Penaeidae. Gene Ontology annotation, cellular component: plasma membrane. Gene Ontology annotation, molecular function: peptide hormone binding; G protein-coupled peptide receptor activity. Gene Ontology annotation, biological process: adenylate cyclase-modulating G protein-coupled receptor signaling pathway. The record is from RefSeq and is a predicted model, not a curated record. The transcript is spliced from 6 exons.
CGCUGAUCUCGGCUCGCUCACCUCGUCGGAUCAGUGCCUGGCCUCAAGCCCUUGUGAACAGGAGUGGGAGUGGGAGCAGCGCCGGACACGCAGCCAUGAGUGGAGUGUAAGGCAAAGCUUCCAGUUCGGCAUCUAAACAUGGGCGACGGAAGCCAGCAGCCAGCGCUCGAGGUGGCUGUGUCCUCGGCGCCCUUCCAGUACACAGACACCCCCAGCGCCGAAGCCAUGACGAAUUCAGAUGAGGAAGAGUUCGCUAGACUGACGCCAGAGGGCCAGAAGUGUCUUAUGGAGUUCUGGAACAGCCUGCCGCUCGAAGGCGUCUAUUGCAAUACAACCUGGGACACGCUCUACUGUUGGCCGCCGACGAAGGCUGGCCAGAUGGUAAAGGAAUCGUGUGCCACCGUGUUCAGCGACGUGCCCGACCUCGUCAAUUAUCCCGAGGCCUACGCCUACCGCGAGUGCGACCAGGCUGGCGUGUGGCUGUGGGGCGGCUGGACCAACUACUCCCAGUGCCUCAGCGUCAUCGACCACAAGGACGAUAAUUCCGCAGCAGAGGCAGUCAGCUACAUCACUUUCAUCGGCGCUCUCCUCUCCCUCUUCACCCUCAUCAUCACGAUCUUCAUCUUCACUUAUUUCAGACCGACGGUGACUCUAGCAACAAUUGCCGGUCCACAAAAGAUUUCUUUGGGAGAGUGA